GAGGACAGAGAACAUCUACAUCAAAGGAGACGUCACUGGAUGUAAGAGUCCAUACAAGCUGUUAUGGCUACCCUGUGUUCUCUGCGUGGAAGCCCCUCUAAGCUUAGGACCUCCUCAGCCAGCGUCUCUUAUGAUGGAAGACCUUGGGCUGUCUCUCCAACUCAAGUGCUCAGCUCCCCACUGAGCAAUGGACCUAAUGACAAAGAGGUGAUGCAGAAUCUGAACAAUCGCCUUGCCAAUUACUUGGAGAACGUUUCUGCAAUGGAAAAGUCAAAUCAACAAUUAGAGAUCCAAAUUCGAGACAAAUUAAAAGAGGGUGCCGCAGAAAGGAAAGACUACAGUGAUUACUUCACCCUGAUUAAUACCCUAAGAAAGCAGAUUACAGAUUCAAUCUCUGAGAAUACAAAGCUCCUAUUAGCUAUUGAUAACAGCAGACUGGCUGCAGAUGACUUCAAGGAGAAGUGGAACACAGAAUCUGCCUUACGUCAGUCUGUGGAACGGGAUAUGAACUCGCUGCGAAAGGCAAAGGAAGAUCACAAUGUUAUUAAUGACAGCCUGAGAGCAGAUGUAGACAGCUUACAGAGUGAGCUUCUGACCUUAAAGAAUGACCACAAACAGGACAUUGCUGCUCUCAGAGAGAAACUAGAUAGAGGAAAAGUGGAAGUUGCUGUUGAUGCGGUUCAGGGGCCUGACCUGACGUCCAUCUUGUCUGAAGUUCGUGCACAGUAUGAGGACAUAAUGAAGAAAAAUAAGGAGGAGGCAGAUGCUCUGUUCCAGACUCAGUAUGAAGCAGUAACCCUGCAACUUGCCAAAGAUGAUGAAGACAUCAGGAGAGCACAAGAUGAAGUACGAGACAGACGGACCGUGUUACAGGGACUGCAGCUGGAACUAGAGACUGCAGGAAACCAGGUAAAUGCACUAAAGCGAGACCUUGAUGAAACAGAGCUGCAAUACAAGAAAGAGCUGGACAGACUGCAGGGUAAUGUAAUGGCAGUGGAGCAGGAGUUAUCUGAGAUACUAAAGACCAUACAAAACAACAAACUGGAAUAUGCGGCACUGUGGAAGAUUAAGGAGACUCUGGAAGCUGAAAUCGCAGAGUACAGACGUCUACUGGAAGGAGAACCAGAAGAGAAAAUCAUCAUACCUGAACCACGACAACCAGAUAUCAGAACCAAAAAAAUUGUGAAAAUAGUCACACAGACUCUUGUGGAUGGGAAGAUUGUUGGCGAGUCAAGCGAGGUGUCAGAAUUCGAGCAUUCCGACAAAGAAAAAAUGUGAACUUGGUCCCCCGCUGCUCUUUUACGUAUGUCUUGCAGUUGAGGGAUCUGUAGAGCCAUCAUCAUCAAUGCCAAGCAGUGCCCUUGCAUGGAGUCAUACGAGUCGCAUUUUCCUUUCACUAGGCUUGGUAUAAGCAAUGGCAUAAUCUGAUAUUCUACCUAUUGCCUGUAAGGUUAAAUUUGUACACUUUAGCAUUUUUGUAUCAAUGCCAUAGUGAGGCAGUUGCUGAAUACUUCCCAAUCGUUGACUGGAGAUACAUUAUUUCAGUGCUCUAUAUGUAUUGGUUAUAAUGAGUGAUGCUUGCAUUGUUACACCCAGAAAUUGAGCCACCAAACAUAUCUUGGACCAUUUAAAAAAAAUAUGUUAUGUAAUCUAUAAAGCCAUGGUAAUCCUCUGCAACUGCUGCGAGUAACACAAAGAUCUGGUACAUUAUAAAAUAUGAGUUCUGCAUAUCAGUGCGAGAAACUGGAGAAUGUGAUAAGGGAUGAGAAUGUCUAUGGCUGAAGAUUAUGAAUUUAAGUAGUUUACGAUAAUUGUAGAUACAUUUUGAAAUACUGACAUUUGUGGGACCCUGGGAUUUUUGAAAAUAUGACAUAAGCAUGGUGCUUGGGCAUCUUUAUAUACAGUUAAACUCAAUUAAUGAAAAAUAGAUUUUUCUGCAUAUGGGCAAAAAUUAUUUUAGAAAUAUCUAAUAAAAUUUGUUUCUGCUAU
Messenger RNA from Bufo bufo (common toad), 1989 nucleotides. Its product is annotated as keratin, type I cytoskeletal 18-like. Lineage: Eukaryota; Metazoa; Chordata; Amphibia; Anura; Bufonidae. Gene Ontology annotation, molecular function: structural molecule activity. The record is from RefSeq and is a predicted model, not a curated record. The coding region runs from base 64 to 1278 and encodes 404 amino acids. The transcript is spliced from 9 exons.